Messenger RNA from Mesorhabditis belari, 687 nucleotides. The record is from the annotation of a GenBank genome assembly. Lineage: Eukaryota; Metazoa; Nematoda; Chromadorea; Rhabditida; Rhabditidae.
AUGUCUAUGAAUUGGUUGGACAUAAUCCCUGUUCGCAAAAUUGUUCACUGUGGAACAAAGGCUCAACAAGAUGCCUUCAAAAAAGAAUACGAAACGUUGCAAGAAAUGGAACAUCCAAAUAUUGUGGAAUUUCUUCGGACUGAACAACUUGAUGAUGACCGAUUUGGAAUUGUUAUGGAAUAUUGUCGAUUGGGAGAUUUGAAAAAAGUAAUCCUUGAUUCAUCCGUUAUCUACACAAUGAACACAGUUGUCUGUUGGGGAGAACAAUUAUUUGGAGCUGUUGAUUAUAUUCCGCCACAAUUGGAUGAAACGCAAGAUCCAUGGGAACAACGGAAAACUCAACAAGAUUCCCAUCGAAAUGACGUGUACAGUCUUGGGCUCACAAUGUGGGAAAUCAUUGAGAGAAGGAAUGUAUUCUCUGAAUAUGGAAAUCGUUGUUUCGAUCGUAAUGGCUUUUUGGAUGACAUUAUUCUGAAAAGAUUCAAAGAAUUGAGCAGGCCCGAAUGUCAAGAUAAACUGGGGGAAAUUGUUCAAAAAUGCACAAACUUCAAUCGUUCAUUACGGCCAAAUGCUCAAGAAGUUGUCAAGAGUUUGGAAAAUUUCAGAAAGGUGCAGAAGUUGAACAAGAAAGCCGUUUUUCCCAAAUCCUCACAAACUGCCCGUGGAAGAGGGACAAAGUGGGUUUUC